AUGGCGUCUUCUAGGGUUCCAGCAAGGGAAGUGAAACUGAAAAACCCAACAACAAUGCCAAAUUGGCUUGAACUUCCUAGAGACCUUACAUUAAACAUUCUACGGAGGCUUCCUAUGUUUGACAUAAUCACAAAUGCAUCUCUAGUGUGCCCUUUAUGGUGGAAUUUCUGCAAGGAACCUUGCAUCUGGCGCACCAUUCAUAUGCCCGAUUUCUUCCAUAGUGGCUACAGCAUUGCGGAUUGGGUGAAGAUGUUCCAAUAUGCUGUUGAUCGAAGCUGUGGUCAGUUAAAAGACGUUUACAUAUGUAUGUUUGGAAACGAUGAGCUCCUCGAAUACAUAACUGAUAGGGCAAGUAAUCUACAGCGCGUCGGGAUUGAAUCUUGUGAUGAACUUUCGGAUAAAGGAAUUAUUGAAGCCGUGAAGAAACUUCCACUCAUCGAAGAACUCAUCGUUACAAAAAACAACAAUCUAUCUAAACAUUUCUUUGAAGUUGUUGGUAGUUGUUGUCCUCUUUUGAAAACACUGACAUACGGUAGAAAUUUGUAUCAGAAUGAGAAUAUGUCCAUUGAUCAGACUGAGGAGGCGUUUGCUAUCGCGAAAACAAUGCCUGGAUUACGCAGUCUUACGAUUUCAGGACUGGGGCUUACAUCAGUUGGGGUUGUUGCUAUUCUUGAUGGAUGUCCUCUUCUUGAAUCUCUUGACCUGCAACAUUGUUUUUUUAUGCAUUCAGAAGGAAGUUUGAGUCAAAGUUUGAGGGAAAGGUACUGUGAGCAGAUCAAAAAAUUUAUUCCACCCAUCGACUAUUGCUGUUUCGACUAUUGGUGUUAUGUUUAUGAUUCUGAUGACUAUCAUUUUGAUUUUUGUUAUGACAGUAAUUUUUAUUUUGAUUGA
This is a messenger RNA of Lathyrus sativus (Indian pea), 891 nucleotides long. The record is from the annotation of a GenBank genome assembly. Lineage: Eukaryota; Viridiplantae; Streptophyta; Magnoliopsida; Fabales; Fabaceae.